AUGAAGCUCGCUCUCGUUGCUUACGCCCUCUCUGCUUCGGCAUGCCUCCUCCCCUCCGACUCAGUCCCUCACUCGGAGCGCAGCUACGGCCUGUCAGCCCGACAAGCCCGUCCUGAGCCAGACUUCCCCAUCGGCACAGGCGAUCGCUUCAACAAGGGCAAGGUCGUUCCCAAGGGCCUGUCCACCUCGGACCGCAACCUCAAGUCCAUCCUGACCCCCACCGAGGUCAACUCUGCGCUCGAGGGUCUGGCCAAGCAGUUCAAGGAGGUCGAGCUCAUCCAUCCUCCCCACAAGACCUACGAGGGUUUCAAGACCGUGGGCGCCAAGAUUGGAAAGAACCCCAAGUUCUUCAUCAUCAGUGGUGCACACGCUCGCGAGCGCGGCGGUCCUGACAAUGUCGUCUACUGGCUUUCCGAUCUCCUGCACGCUCGUAAGGCGGGCAAGGGGCUCAAGUAUGGCAAGACUACAUACACUGCCGCCGAAGUCCGCAAGGCUCUUGACGGAGGCAUUGUCAUCCUGCCCAACAUCAACCCCGACGGUGUCAAGCACGACCAAAAGACCAACUCGUGCUGGCGCAAGAACCGCAACCCCAAGAGCUCAAAGGGUAACCCUGAUGCGGUGGGUAUCGACAUCAACCGCAACUACGACUUCUUGUUCAACUACAAGAAGGCUUUCAGCGACUCCAUCGACUUGAGCUCCGUUGCCUCAGAGGACCCCACGAGCGAGGUCUUCCACGGCACCGGGCCCAACUCUGAGCCCGAGACCAAGAACGUCGUCUGGACCAUGGACAAGUUCAAGAGUCUGAGCUGGUUCGUCGAUCUUCACUCCUUCGGCGGUUACAUGCUGUACGCUUGGGGUGACGACGACGCGCAGACCACCAACAAGGCCGAGAGCUUCGCCAACAAGAAGUACGACGGCCGUCGCGGUGUCCUCGGCGCUGCUGAGACACCCAAGACAAAGUACAAGGAGUACAUUACCAAGAGUGACCUUGACGGCCAGCUCAAGCUGGGCAACCGCAUGAAGAAGGUUAUGGAGAACGCCGGAACCUCAAAGUACACCGUCCAAGAGGCCGUUGGAUUGUACCCUACCUCCGGCGCCAGCACUGACUACGCCCUUGCUCGAUACUACGGUAAGGCCUGUGGUAAGAGCAAGCUUCAGAGCUACACCAUUGAGUUUGGCGAGGAGAGUGGUUCGGCCGCAUGCCCGUUCUACCCUGAUCAGAAGCAGUACCACAUGUGGAUGAAGCAGGUUGCCUCUGGAUUGACCGAGGUUGCUCUCAAGGCUGCCGAUACCACUCCUGAGGUCAAGAAGUGCCCUUAUUAG
Molecule: messenger RNA, 1323 nt
Organism: Fusarium pseudograminearum CS3096
Lineage: Eukaryota; Fungi; Ascomycota; Sordariomycetes; Hypocreales; Nectriaceae
Exons: 1
Coding region: 1-1323 (440 amino acids)
Biological process (GO): proteolysis
Molecular function (GO): metallocarboxypeptidase activity; zinc ion binding
Source: RefSeq, a predicted model, not a curated record